GUGUCCUUCUGAGAAACACCACAGUUCUUCUUCUCCUUCUUCUUCUUCUUCUUCUUCUUCUUCAUCUUCUUCUUCUUCUUCUUCUUCUUCUUCCAAUCCCAUCUCCAUUCCAUUCCCCUUGCUUCUUCUGCACCAUGCCUCUUCUCACCUUUCUCCUUGCGCUCCUACUCCCACUUCAUCUUCAUCUCCAUGUCCACGCCCGUUUCGUCGUCGAGAAGAGCAGCGUCUCCGUUCUCUCUCCCACCUCUCUCAAGUCCAAGCAUGACGCUGCCAUAGCCAACUUUGGGAUUCCCGACUACGGCGGAUUCAUAGUCGGCUCUGUUUUCUAUCCUCAGAAAGGCACUUUCGGCUGUCUUCCCUUCGACGGCGAUAAGCCUUUUAAAUCCAAGACCUCUCGCCCUACCAUCCUUCUCCUCGAUCGUGGAGAUUGCUACUUUGCCUUGAAAGUAUGGAAUGCUCAACAGGCUGGAGCAGCUGUAGUUUUAGUAAUGGAUAGUAUUGAGGAGUCUCUAAUAACGAUGGAUUCACCUGAAGACAGCACCGAAGCAGAUAGUUAUAUUGAAAAAAUCCAAAUUCCGUCUGCUUUCAUAGAGAAAUCCCUCGGCACAAGCCUAAAAGAAGCAGUGAGGAAUGGCGAAGAUGUUGUCAUCAGAUUAGACUGGAGAGAGUCGGUUCCCCAUCCCGAUAACCGAGUGGAGUACGAAUUUUGGACCAACAGCAAUGACGAAUGUGGUAGUCGAUGUAAUGAGCAAAUGAAUUUUGUCAAAAGUUUUAAGGGACAUGCUCAGAUUCUGGAGAAGGGAGGUUACACUCAGUUCACACCACACUACAUCACUUGGUAUUGCCCUGAGGCCUUCAGAUUUAGCAGCCAAUGCAAGUCCCAGUGCAUUAACCGUGGCAGGUAUUGUGCGCCAGACCCAGAGCAAGAUUUUGGAGUUGGGUAUGAAGGCAAAGACAUUGUCUAUGAAAAUCUCAGACAACUUUGUGUGCAUCGAGUUUCCAAUGAGACCAAUCGCUCCUGGGUUUGGUGGGAUUUCGUUACAGAUUUUCAUGUUAGAUGCUCCAUGAAGGACAAGAGAUACAGCAAGCAAUGUGCUGAGGAUGUCAUGAAGUCUCUCAAUCUUCCAGUUGACAAGAUUAAUGAAUGCAUGGGCGAUCCUGAAGCUGAUGUGGAGAAUAAAGUGCUAAAAGUUGAGCAAGAAAUGCAGAUUGGCAAUGGGGCUCGUGGUGAUGUUACAAUCUUACCCACAUUAGUGAUUAAUGAGGUUCAGUAUCGAGGGAAACUGGACAGAACUGCUGUGCUGAAGGCUAUCUGUUCAGGAUUUAAGGAAACUGAGGAGCCUCCUAUUUGCUUGACUUCAGAUAUUCAAACCGAUGAAUGCCUCGAAAGGAAUGGUGGCUGUUGGCAGCUCACACAACAGAACAUAACUGCAUGCAAGGACACAUUUAGGGGACGAGUUUGUGAGUGCCCUGUCGUUAAUGGUGUUCAGUAUAAAGGAGAUGGUUAUACUUCUUGUGAAGCCUAUGGACCUGCAAGGUGCACGAUUAACAAUGGUGGUUGCUGGUCAGAAACUAAAAAUGGGUUAACUGCCACAGCUUGCUCAAAUUCAGAUAUAAGCGGUUGCAAGUGUCCAUCUGGGUUCAGAGGGGAUGGCCAAAAUUGCGAAGAUGUUGAUGAAUGUAAGGAGCGUCUUGCUUGUCAGUGUGAUGGUUGUAGCUGCAAGAACAAUUGGGGUGGAUACGACUGCAAGUGUAGCGGUAACCAAGUAUACAUGAAGGACCAAGAUAUUUGUAUCGAAAAAAGUGGUUCGAAAGUUGGAUUGUUCCUCGUAUUUCUGGUUCUGGCAGUUGUCGUUGGAGGGGGAUUAGCCGGUUACAUGUUCUACAAAUAUAGGCUGCGGUCUUACAUGGAUUCGGAGAUCAUGUCUAUCAUGUCGCAAUACAUGCCGCUAGACAGCCAGAACAAGGUUGAAGCCCACAUUGAAUCUGAACCGCUGAGACAAGGCACAGUGUAAGGAGAACUGAGAAAAAGGAGUGGAGUAAAUCUAUCCAACAAGAACAAAGCAAGUGCAGAGAGGGAGGGCAGGAUGAAGCAUAAGCGACACAAAGUUAGAUUGUGAAUUCGGCUCUUUCUAAUCAUAAUGAUGGUACUGGUAGCUUGGCUUGUCCACUUAAUUUACAGUUGGAAAAAUUUUCUUCAGAUCGUGUCUAUCUUUCUUGUACAAAUACAGUUGCCGAGGAUGUGAAUGGUAGAUUAAUAAAACUCGAAACUGAAUGCGUUUAUGAAGUCCAGAAGCUAGGAGUAAGCAGAGGGUUUAUAAUCGUAGAUUUGUACGAAACAUGAUGAAUAAUGCAUAAUUUGGGUUUCACUUCA
This is a messenger RNA of Cucurbita moschata (crookneck pumpkin), 2374 nucleotides long. Its product is annotated as vacuolar-sorting receptor 6-like. The record is from RefSeq and is a predicted model, not a curated record. The transcript has 14 exons. Bases 135 to 2015 code for a protein of 626 amino acids. NCBI's taxonomy places the organism in Eukaryota, Viridiplantae, Streptophyta, Magnoliopsida, Cucurbitales, Cucurbitaceae. Gene Ontology annotation, molecular function: calcium ion binding.